CUCUAACCCGCCGUUUCUCCCUGCUUGCCCAGCUCUCGGUGGACACGCUGCAGUUCCUGCUCUUCCUCUACGUGCAGCAGCUCAACAAGGUGUCCCUGCGCGCCUCGCUCGUGGGUGAUGAAUGGCCCAGCCCCAGGGCCAGGGCUCCCAGCCUGGCUGGCAAAGCCCACGGCCAACACAAGAACUGGAAUGAUCAGGACCACCAAGUAUUCGUGCAGAGCCACCUCUCGGAUAUGCUGGAGCUGCUGCUGGAUCCGGAGCAGCUCCCUGCCUCCUUCCACUCCACGCAUAGUCYUCUAGUGUCCUGUGAAGCUGUCCGUGCCCUCAGCUUCCUUAUUGAAGGCACUGUGAACAACUCGGGGACUGUCCAUCCUCUGCACGAGCUUGCUCUCUGGCAACCCUUUCAUGGGGAAAAUGGCUACUCGAAGAUCACCAAAGGCUUCUCCUUCACCAAGCUGGAGAGUUGGAUACGCUCAUGCCUCACGACAAACCCCUUUGGGAUGACUGCGUGCCUCAGGUCUGGGAGGAAACUUGCCUGGGCACAGCAAGUUGAGGGCACAACCAGAAGAGCCAAGAUUGCCUGCCAUGCCCAUGGCAUCCCGGAGGUGUUCCCCAUGGUGAUCAUGAGCCAGGUGUACAAACAGACGCUGGCCAAGAGCUCUGACACCUUGGUGGGGGCUCAUGUAAGAAUUCAUCGCUGUAAUGAGUCUUUCCUUUACCUCCUGUCCCCUCUGAGAUCUGUGACCAUUGAGAAGUGCCGGAAUAGCACUUUCAUUCUUGGCCCUGUGCAGACCUCUGUCCACGUCCACAGCUGCGACAAUGUCAAGGUCAUUGCUGUUUGCCAUCGUUUGUCUCUCUCUUCCACCACAGGCUGUACUUUUUACAUUCUCACACCUACGCAGCCUCUCAUCCUCUCGGGGAACCAAGCAGUCAGCUUGGCUCCUUUCCACACCCAUUACCCCAUGCUAGAAGACCACAUGGCUCAGGCGGGCCUGGCCACGCUGCCCAACUACUGGGACAGCCCGAUGCUGGUGUGCAAAGAGAGCAGCAAUGAGAGCACCUUUCGCCUCCUGCCACCCUCGGAGUUUUACACCUUUGUGAUUCCCUUUGAGAUGGAAGGAGACACGACAGAAACACCGGGAGGUCUGCCCAAUGCCUACCAGAUGGCCCUGAGCCAGCGGGAGCAGAAGGUACAGAACUGGCAGAAAACUGUCAAGGAGGCAGGCCUGACCAAACAGCAGAGGAAGAAAUUCCAAGUGCUGGUGGAAAACAAAUUUUACGAAUGGCUGGUGCAAACAGGGAAYCGUCAGCAGCUGGAUAGCCUUGUCCCCCCUGCAGUAGGCUCCAAGCAGGCGGCAGGAUAGCGUCGCGUUGCUGGACUACRAAAGGAAAAGAAGGAGUUCUGGGAGGAGACGGAGAUGUCCUGAAAACAGUUCUCACAAAUGCUUUGCAGCCAUCCUAGCUGGAUAUCCUUGAUGUGGAUUUGAUGCCCAGCCUCAGCGUGGGUUGGACUCUUUGGUCACUUCAGGAUUUUUAAUCCCUUUGGCUUUCUCAGGAAUGUGCUAUAGCUAUUCUCUUGAUAACCAGGGAAGUGUAUGUUACUAGAGGGUGCUGAACACGUUUGCCUGCCUCUUGCUGCAGGUGCUGCAGUUGGGAGGCAAUUGUGGGCUGUGUCCUUGGUGUGCACCUAUCCAGGUGUGAAGCUGGAUAUAAAGUCCUGGCUGGCUGUCACCUGCAGCUCUACGGUACAAGACAGUUGCCUYGUUUUUAUAUGUGUGAAAAACAGAUG
Nothoprocta perdicaria is the source of this 1789-nucleotide messenger RNA. It is a transcript of the gene TBCCD1, whose product is annotated as TBCC domain containing 1. Gene Ontology annotation, cellular component: spindle pole centrosome. Gene Ontology annotation, biological process: maintenance of centrosome location; maintenance of Golgi location. The record is from RefSeq and is a predicted model, not a curated record. NCBI's taxonomy places the organism in Eukaryota, Metazoa, Chordata, Aves, Tinamiformes, Tinamidae. The transcript has 6 exons. The coding region runs from base 234 to 1364 and encodes 376 amino acids.